AUGGUGAAUUCUUUACGUGGAGUUGCGAAAUGGAUUCUACGGAACACCAUCGAAUCCAGGCAAAGUCUGACACCUGAACUUGCACUUCGCCUGAUCACAGAGGCGAGUCCUUUGUGGAAAGCAGGACCAGAGAAUGUGCCCCUUCGUCGAUCCAUACUGGGCUUUUUAUUGGCCAGGCGGCCAAGCAGUCACCAGGUAGACGACACCGAACCACAGUAUAUUCUUGACAAUUCUCAGUUGUUUUUGGGUGCAAACGUUCUAGAUUUUGGAUGUGGCUGCGGUUCCGCCAGCAUAGCGGCAUCCAAAGCAGGAGCCACAGUGAUAGCCAACGAUAUUGAU
This is a messenger RNA of Ostertagia ostertagi, 339 nucleotides long. The record is from the annotation of a GenBank genome assembly. NCBI's taxonomy places the organism in Eukaryota, Metazoa, Nematoda, Chromadorea, Rhabditida, Trichostrongylidae.